Molecule: messenger RNA, 525 nt
Organism: Porites evermanni
Lineage: Eukaryota; Metazoa; Cnidaria; Anthozoa; Scleractinia; Poritidae
Source: the annotation of a GenBank genome assembly
AUGAGGAGCACAGGUCCUGGUUGCCACUUUGUGAGAGGCGUGGGCCAGGUCCCUGUCCCAGGGCCCAGGAUCAACCUAGAGUCAAGCGCAGGGUGCAGUAUGCCUGGGUACAGCAGGAGUACAAUGAGAACAGAUCCCGCUGUGCCCAAGAUGUCAUCUCGGGCGUAUGCAUCAUGCAUUGCAAGGCACGACAAGAUCAUUGAUCUGGUAGUGUUUGGUGCCGAAAAGAUUGGGUACAGUAUCCGCCAUGAACCGGCCAUACCAACACCAGCAGGUGUUCAAAGACUGGACCUGGUCCUAGUACGCAAUAGCGACCUAACAAUACUGGACGUUACAAUCGUUGCAGACAAUGCAGACCUUGAGAAGACCUACAAUUACAAGUGUGUCUAUUAUGAUGUUCAAGCCAUUAAAGAGUGGGCCCAACUAUGCUUUGAGCCUAGGAACAUUGCCUUUGAGACUCUGGCUAUGAACUGGAGGGGGCUUCUGGCCACUAGAUCUGCCGGGUAUUACGAAGGCUUGGACUGA